Molecule: messenger RNA, 1172 nt
Organism: Uranotaenia lowii
Lineage: Eukaryota; Metazoa; Arthropoda; Insecta; Diptera; Culicidae
Exons: 4
Coding region: 179-670 (163 amino acids)
Source: RefSeq, a predicted model, not a curated record
ACUACUAUAAAUACGACUAACGAGUCGGUCCCCGAACUCACUUCUGAAUCAACUUUCACUGAGUAAAGUUCUCACUCCGUUUGUCUGUGCGUUUCGCGCUGUCCUGUUCCUAGAACAACCCCAGGGUGCUAAUCGUCGUAGAGUGCUUGAAAUUUUAAGAACGGAAAAAGCCGGAAUCAUGAAACCAUUCACCGUUGGAGUCAUCUUUGUGGCCGCCCUGUGCGUUGCCCACGUUUUCGGAGCCGACGAGCCAGCAAAGGACAAGAACGCGGCCCCUGCCGCUGCUGAGGCUGAUGAUGAUGAUGAAGGCAUCAGGAUCUACAAACGGCUCAUCCCGGCUGAUGUGCUGCGAGAUUUCCCCGGAAUGUGCUUCGCAUCCACCCGCUGUGCCACCAUUGAGCCUGGCAAGUCCUGGGAGCUAACUCCAUUCUGUGGACGCUCAACUUGCGUUGUCUCAGAAAGCAAUCCAAGCCAACUGCUCGAGCUGGUCGAGGACUGUGGACCACUGCCACUGGCCAACGAAAAGUGCAAGCUGGACAGCGACAAGACCAACAAGACUGCUCCCUUCCCGUACUGCUGCCCCAAGUUCACCUGCGAGCCGGGAGUAAAAUUGGAAUACCCAGACAUCAAGGCCCCUGAAGGUGCCGCCCCCGAGGACAAGAAAAAUUAAAUGAAGCAGGAGAUCCCGCUCUUUUGAACGACUUUGUUCUAAGCUAUUGUAUUUUUUUUCUUUAAUUCGGAGUACUUUGUGAAUUGCCAACGGAAUACAUUAUAUUCAAUUUAUUCAUGGCAGAAGCUGUAGAACAUUACGUGUUACAAAUCCUCAAUAUAUAGCCUAUCAAAAAAAAAAAAACAUCAACAGAAAUGCACACAACAGAAUGUGUAUUAUCGAACAGGAAACUCUCACACCAUAUACCUAUUAGUCAAGUAUGUGAUAUUAGAAAUAUGUAUUUAUCAGACGCGGUAAAAAUACUAUUUUCGUUACCAUUCCCGAUUCCUCGUGUGUAAAAAGGAUGUGAAAUUCUCAGCGUUUUCUGAAGAGAAAUUAUUCUCGAAAAAAAUGUUUUAUUUUGUUUUGUUUAUUACGUUCUCACUCUAAACAAUACUUAAUUUUGUUUUGUGAAUGAAAAAUGAUGAUUUUAACGAAUAAAGUUCUCAGUUUUACAUUUAAA